Molecule: messenger RNA, 354 nt
Organism: Penicillium manginii
Lineage: Eukaryota; Fungi; Ascomycota; Eurotiomycetes; Eurotiales; Aspergillaceae
Exons: 2
Coding region: 1-354 (117 amino acids)
Source: RefSeq, a predicted model, not a curated record
AUGUUCCACCGUCGUCGCCCAGCUACAACUACCACCCGUAGCUCCAAGCCGAGUCUUAUGACUCGCCUCCGCGGCCCUAAUGCGAAAAGCAAGACCGUGAAAACAAAGACGACAACAACUCGCCAUGGCCCUUCUACUCAUCACGGUCCCUCCGCUCAUAACACCACCGGUCGUCGCUGGGGUGCUUCCAGGCCUCAGCAUCAUCAUCGCCGGAAGGUGACACUCGGCGACAAGGUUUCCGGUGCGAUGUUGAAAUUGAAGGGCAGCUUGACCCAUCGCCCUGGCGUUAAGGCCGCUGGUACCCGACGUAUGCAUGGUACUGAUGGACGUGGAAGUCAUCACCAUGUCUACUAG